Molecule: messenger RNA, 421 nt
Organism: Aspergillus pseudotamarii
Lineage: Eukaryota; Fungi; Ascomycota; Eurotiomycetes; Eurotiales; Aspergillaceae
Exons: 1
Coding region: 133-375 (80 amino acids)
Source: RefSeq, a predicted model, not a curated record
CAUAUUUACGGAGCUCUGCUGGGAUGUAUGAUUUGUUGAAGAGUUCUUUUCCUCUAUUAUCUUUUUUUUUAAGUGGGCCGUCUGUACUGCUUUACCUCGUUAUCAUUUCUCGGUUGGGUUUCUGGGAGGGAUAUGCAUACCACUAGGAGGACAUGUCAGCACGGUUCAAAGCUACAUGAAACCUUUUCUCAUUUUUUUCUUUCACUUUCUUCACCCUAUUCUUUUUUUUUUUUACCAAUUCCUUUCUCCCUUGUACUUCUGUUGGACAUUUGCGUCACUCCGGUUCUGGUGGCCUGUAACGAUAAGUAUAAAAAAUACGGGGGUAUAAUGAGGUUUUGUUUUACUUUGCAUUUUCAAUGGCAUUUGGGAGUUUGAUCCGAUCGACAUGGAGUAGUGAAUGUGCAAAUCCAUUGUAAUUGAU